This is a messenger RNA of Myotis lucifugus (little brown bat), 2523 nucleotides long. Its product is annotated as cytosolic carboxypeptidase 4-like. NCBI's taxonomy places the organism in Eukaryota, Metazoa, Chordata, Mammalia, Chiroptera, Vespertilionidae. The record is from RefSeq and is a predicted model, not a curated record. The transcript is spliced from 17 exons. Gene Ontology annotation, biological process: C-terminal protein deglutamylation; protein side chain deglutamylation. Bases 148 to 2523 code for a protein of 791 amino acids.
GGGUUGCACACAGGAGCCUGCGAGUGGAAGUCUCCGUGCAGCCAGCGUCCCACGAGGCGGGCAGCGAGGUCAGCCUGGCCGCUGCCGUUGCCUCUCCAGCCCAGACCCGGCCGGCCGCAGGCAGCGCCGCCCCGCACCCGGGAGGGCAUGGCCGAACCAGAGGGCAGCGGGCUGCAGGUGCUGCUGCACACGCUUCAGAGCUCCUCCGACCGGGCGUCCAUCCUGAGCAUCCUCCAGGUCCUCGGGGAGCUGCUCUCCGUCGGCACGGACAGGCGGAUCCACUACCUGAUCAGCAAGGGGGGCAGCGAAGCCCUCCUGCAGACCCUGGUGGACACGGCCAGGACCGCGUCUCCGGACUACGGCAUCCUCCUGCCCCUCCUCCGACUGCUGGCCAAGGUCGGCCUGCGAGAUAAGAAGUUUGGACAGAAGGCCCUGGAAUUGGAAGCACUCGACGUCACGUUGAUUCUCGCCAGGAAGAACCUGUCCCACAGCCUGAACCUCCUCCACUGUCUCUGGGCCCUGCGCGUGUUCGCCUCGAGCGUCACCACGGGAGCCAUGCUGGGAAUCAAUGGAGCCAUGGAACUGCUCUUCGAGGUCAUCCCCCCGUACACCAGGAAGCGUACCCGCAUCAUCAGGGCAGCCGCGGAGGUUCUGGCGGCCUUGCUGAAAUCCAAGUCUAACAGCCGCAGGGUGGUGAACAGGGGCUACGUCGCCAGCUUGCUCCGGCUGCAUCAGGACUGGCACAGCCACGACACGGCCAACAGCUACCUGCCGAUCCGCCGGGCACUUCUGCUCUGCCUCAAGCACAUUGCCACCCUCCAGUCUGGCAGGGAGGCCUUCCUGGCAGCGCAGGGCAUGGAGAUCCUCUUUAGUAGCACACAGGGGCGCCACAGACGCCGGAAGGAAAUGACGCGAUCUUCCCUUUCUGCAGGGCUUCCUGGAGGACAGGAGCCUGGAACCCGUCACGUCCGUCGCGCUUCAGGUCCUGAGGCAGUGCUACCCCAAGAGCCCCCUUCCCUUGGUCACGGCCAGCAGUGCCUACGCCUUCCCCGCCCCCGGCCACCUCCCGUCGGAACCCCCACGCGUUCUCGCCGAAGAGACUUUGAAGAUGAUGGUGACGAAGAAGAGGACAGAGACUCCGAUUCUGAAGAUGCGAAAGAGGAAGACGAUGACUUGGAAACAGACGUCAACAAGCUGAGCGCCAAACCUGGACUUGACCGCCCGGAAGAGGAGCUGAGGCAGUACGAGGCCAUGUGCCUUGAGCUCUCCUGCAGCUUUGAGGACCUGGAGCCCACACCCGGAGAUGACGUCCACCCCGACGCCAACCACCUCCACAUUCCAACCGCCGCCUCCCUGAAGCAGCGUCGCCUGGAUGAGGACCAGAGCUCCCGGGGACGGGAGAGGGAAGCUGCCCCCGAGACGUCCCUCCUGAGCAAGGCCAAGACGGGGAGGUCCCCCGUGCACCCCGUUUCCAAAAACGGACCUGGAACGAACCCGCACCCACACGCCCAGCCCAACGGGCUUGGGGUGGAUCCUUCCGGAAAGGAAGUCCUUGACCUUGAGACUCUCCUCCAAGAGGAUGCUUGGGACAUGGGCAUGACCUCCUGUGCAAGGACAGGCGCCUCCCUUCCCAGCUCCACUCCCCCUGGGGGCACUGCGGACGGAAUCCAUGAGCUUCUGCAGACACACCCCCAGCACGUCCCCUUCCACGACCCCUUUGUCUAUCUGGCCAAAGCCAGAGGCACCAAGUCCGUGGCUGACUUCAAGACGCCGGCGUUCCCUGACCUUUGGGGCCACUGCCCAUCGCACUCCCCGGAGCCCUUGCUGGAACGCAAGCGUGGGAUCCAAAGGGUCAAGAUACUCGAGGACAUCCGGAGGCUCCUUCAGCCCAGCGACGUGAUAGACAAAGUCGUCUUCAGUUUAGACGAGCCUUGCCAAGGCACGGCUCCCAACUGCCUGUGGUUCUCCUCCAAGUUCGAGUCGGGAAACCUGCGCAAAGCCAUCCAAGUGCGUGAGUUUGAGUACGACUUGCUGAUCAACACUGACAUCAACUGCACCCAGUACCAGCAGUGGUUCAACUUCAAGGUGCGCGGCAUGAGGGCCGCCACCCCGUACCGCUUCAACAUCAUCAACUACGAGAAGCCCAACAGCCAGUUUAACUAUGGGAUGCAGCCCACCAUGUAUUCUGUGAAGGAGGCUCUUCUCGGGAGACCCACCUGGAAGCGGACGGGCUAUGAAAUCUGCUAUUACAAAAAUCACUACCGCGAGAGCAUGGCCGUCACGGGGGGCACGCCCAGGAAGUGCUAUUACACCCUCACCUUCUCCAUCACUUUCCCGCACCGUGGCGACGUCUGCUACCUGGCCUACCACUAUCCCUACACCUACACGGCCCUCAUGGCCCUGCAGACGGUCCACCGGACAGACUUGAGCAAACUGCGCACACCCUGCGGUCGCCUGGCACCCGAGAAAGCUGGCACCCCGUCCCUCGCCCCUAGCGAUCCCCCCGGGCACCCUGAGGAUUAA